AACGUAAGAUGCAGAGACACUGAGAAGCAAAGACAUGGCAGGUGCAUUCUGGGGUGCUGUAGGCAUCAUCUGCCUCGCCGUGACAGCAGGUGCUUUUGAAGACAAUAUCAUCAACGGGAAUGAAACCAAGCCACACAGUCGACCCUACAUGGCCCAGCUGCAUAUAACAAGAGAGAAAGACACAGUGAUAUGUGGAGGGUUCCUCAUUCACCCAAGUUUUAUCCUGACGGCUGCCCACUGCAAAGGAAAGAGAAUCGUUGCCUACCUGGGGGUUCAUGAUAUCAAAAAAAUGGAGAACACCUGGCAGAUCAUACCGGUGCAGAGAAAGAUUAGUGGAUGCUACAAUCCUAACACUUUUGCAAAUGACAUUAUGCUUCUGAUGCUGGAACGCAGAGCCAUAAUAACAAACGCGGUGCAGCCCAUCAGGAUUCCACAGAGAGGUGUGGAGGUCAAUCCCAAUGCCCAAUGCUUUGUGACAGGAUGGGGAACCACCGUCACCAAUGGCUCACUGAGUAACGUGCUGAGAGAGGUGGAGGUGACAGUUCAGCGAUCGUGUUAUUCUCCUUCAAAAAUCUGUGCGAGAGGGAGUGGCAUCAAGGGAGCCUGUAAUGGAGACUCAGGUGGUCCGUUGGUCUGUUUAGUUAACUACGGCAUACCAGAAGCUGUGGGAAUUGUGUCUUAUGGCCCAAGGAAAUGUGAGAGUCCUGGAAAUAACGUCUAUACCAAAGUGUCUGCAUAUCGAGACUGGAUUGACUGGAACAUCAGGACCUGUUCUACAGCUUGAAGCUCCUGCAAUGAGUCCACUGUGCCUGCUGUAACUGCCCUCAUAAAGAGUCUGGGAUGCCAUUGCUUUUCUAAAUAUACCCACAUUUGUACCCACUUACCUGCUUAAAUAAAGCCUGCAUUUGAA
Messenger RNA from Erpetoichthys calabaricus (reedfish), 910 nucleotides. Its product is annotated as granzyme B(G,H)-like. The record is from RefSeq and is a predicted model, not a curated record. Gene Ontology annotation, molecular function: serine-type endopeptidase activity. The coding region runs from base 35 to 784 and encodes 249 amino acids. NCBI's taxonomy places the organism in Eukaryota, Metazoa, Chordata, Cladistia, Polypteriformes, Polypteridae. Gene Ontology annotation, biological process: proteolysis. The transcript has 5 exons.